Oncorhynchus masou masou (cherry salmon) is the source of this 6126-nucleotide messenger RNA. RefSeq names its product protein prune homolog 2-like. Gene Ontology annotation, cellular component: cytoplasm. The record is from RefSeq and is a predicted model, not a curated record. The transcript is spliced from 10 exons. Lineage: Eukaryota; Metazoa; Chordata; Actinopteri; Salmoniformes; Salmonidae. Gene Ontology annotation, biological process: apoptotic process. Bases 3820 to 4797 code for a protein of 325 amino acids.
CUGAAAUAAACUCAGCAAAAAAAGAAACAUCCAUUCUUCAGGACCCUGUCUUUCAAAGGUAUUUUGUAAAAAUCCAAAUAACUUCACAGAUCUUCAUUGUUGUUGAUCUUCAUGCUUGUUCAAUGAACAAUAAACAAUUAAUAAACAUGCACCUGUGGAACAGUUGUUAAGACCCUAACAAAUGGUAGGCAAUUAAGGUCACAGUUAUGAAAACUUAGGACACUAAAGAGGCCUUUCUACUGACUGAAGAACACCAGAAGAAAGAUGCCCAGGGUCCCUGCUCAUCUGCGUGAAUGUACCUUAGUACUGCAGAUGUGGCCAGGGCAAUAAAUUGCAAUGUCCGUUCUGCGAGAUGCCUUAGACAGCGCUAAAGGAAGAUAGGACGGACAGUGGUUCGUCCUCACAGUGGCAGACCACGUGUAACAACACCUGCACAGGAUCGGUACAUCCGAACAUCACACCUGCGGGACAGGUACAGGAUGGCAACAACAACUGCCCAAGUUACACCAGGAACUCACAAUCCCUCCAUCAGUGCUCAGACUAUCCACAAUAGGCUGAGAGACGCUGGACUGAGGGCUUGUAGGCCUGUAGGCCUGAGGGCUUGUAGGCCUGACAUCACCAACAACAAUGUUGCCUAUGGGCACAAACCCACCGUCGCUAGACCAGACAGGACUGGUAAAAAGUGCUCUUCACUGACGAGUCGCGGUUUUGUCUCACCAGGGGGGAUGGUCGGAUUCGCGUUUAUCGUCGAAGGAAUGAGCAUUACACCGAGGCCUGUACUCUGGAGCGGGAUCGAUUUGGAAGUGGAUGGUCCAUCAUGGUCUGGGGCGGUGUGUCACAGCAUCAUCGGAAGCUUGUUGUCAUUGCAGGCAAUCUCAACGCUGUGCGUUACAGGGAAGAUAUCCUCCUCCCUCAUGUGGUACCCUUCCUGCAGGCUCAUCCUGACAUGACCCUCCAGCAUGACAAUGUCACAAGCCAUACUGCUCGUUCUGUGCGUGAUUUCCUGCAAGACAGGAAUGUCAAUGUUCUGCCAUAGCUGGCGAAGAGCCCGUAUAUCAAUCCCAUUGAGCACGCCUGAGACCUGUUGGAUUGGAGGGUGAGGGCUAGGGCCAUUCCCCCCAGAAAUGUCCAGGAACUUGCAGGUGCCUUGGUGGAAGAAUGGGGUGACAUCUCACAGCAAGAACAGGCAAAUCUGGUGCAGUCGAUGAGGGGGAGAUUCAAUGCAGUACUUAAUGCAGCUGGUGGCCACACCAGAUACUGACUGUUACUUUUGAUUUUGACCCCCUCCCCCGCUUUUUUCAGGGACACAUUAUUCCAUAUCUGUUAGUCACAUAUCUGUGGAACUUUUUCAGUUUAUGUCUCAGUUGUUGUAUCAGCAUCCUGGAGUCGCCAGCAUCCUGGAGUUGCCUCUUCACGGUUGACGUUGAGACUGGUGUUUUGUGGGUACUAUUUAAUGAAGCUUCCAGUUGAGGACUUGUGAGGCAUCUGUUUCUCAGACUAGACACUAAUGUACUUGUCCACUUGCUCAGUUGUGCACCGGGGCCUCAUCCUCCACUUUCUAUUCUGGUUAGAGCCAGUUUGCGCUGUUCUGUGAAGGGAGUAGGAGACAGCAUUGUACGAGAUCUUCAGUUUCUUGCCAAUUUAUCACUUGGAAUAGCCUUCAUUUCUCGGAACAAGAAUAGACUGACGAAUUUCAGAAGAAAGUCUUUGUUUCUGGCCAUUUUGAGCCUGUAAUCGAACCCACAAAUGCAGAUGCUCCAGAUGCUCCAACUAGUCUAAAUAAUGCCCAUUUUAUUGCUUCUUUAAAUCAGAACAACAGUUUUCAGCUGUGCUAACAUAAUUGCAAAAGGGUUUUCUAAUGAUCAAUUAGCCGUUUAAAAUUAUAAACUCGGAUUAGUUAACACAACGUUCCAUUGGAACACAGGAGUAAUGGUUGCUGAUAAUGGGCCUCUGAAUGCCUAUGGAGAUAUUCCAUUAAAAAUGUGUCAUUUCCAGCUACAAUAGUUUUUUACAACAUUAACAAUGUCUACACUGUAUUUCUGAUCAAUUUGAUGUUAUUUUAAUAGACAAAAAAUGUGCUUUUCUUUCAAAAACAAGGACAUUUCUAAGUGACCCCAAACUUUUGAUACGGUAGCGUAUUUUUUUUUUAUAUACAUUUGCUAACAUUUCCUUUUGCUUUAUCAUUAUGGAGUAUUGUGUGUCGAUUGAUGAGGGGAAAAAACUAUUUAAUCAAUUUUAGAAUAAGGAUGUAAAAUUCCAGGGGUCUGGGAUACUUUCCUAAUGCACUGUAUAUUGAAUGUCUUGUAAAUAGUACUGGCAAGGAAUUCAUUGUAAUUCUACUGUAUUCAUUAGCUUCCUUUCAACUCAUUGUUUCUCUUUUAGCCCUGAGGGAUAAUAAAACCUCUUUCAGCUGUCCAAAUUUUACACAUCUCCUCUCAGUUGGCCUCAAAUAAUAACACUCACACUCACAGCUGCACUGCCAGAACCAGCUGCUGCACAGAGCUGUAGAAGCAGGUGAUUGGCCUUAUUUGGAGCUUGCCUGGGUCAUGUGACCACAAAAUGGUGGAAGCUGUUAGCUUUUUCUAAGCUGAGCAUCUCUACCAAGAGCCUGGGAAGAAGAGAGAAAAAGUGUGAGAUACAGCUGAAAUACAUCCAUGCUCUAAGACAGAGAAGGACAGAGAUUCCUGUGCCCCAGUAGUGGUGAGUAGAUGGAUUUAAUGUGAUGAAAAAUAAAGAAAAAGGAGAAGAGAGACGUAUUUAUUUUAUAGAGACAGGAAGAGAUAAUGGAGAGGGAGGGGCUGCUGUCAUCAGCACUGUGGUCCUGUACUGCACUAUGUAUGAGGUGGCUCAGCAUCCUCCCUGGAGCAAAGCAGCUGAUGCCGAUCUUGUUAUACCUAUCGUAUGCAUGCACGUGUGUGUGUCUGUGUGUGUGAUUCAGCAUCAGCAGAAGCUUAUGUAAUUCAUCAUUGCUGUUCAGAAAUCAGCUAUUCUGAUCAGCGUUUUUCUUUUUGUCGUAUUUGCUAAUGCAAUCAGAUUCGUCUUCUCCCAUCUGAAAAAGAAACCAGGAUCAUUUAAUGUGCGUGAGUGCACGUGUCGGUUGGUUUACUUACAUCUGUGCCCAAUCUGUGCUCGAGUAAGCGUGUGGACAUUUGAGUCAGCAGAUGAGAGACGGAGGAGAGCGAGAGAGAGAGAGAGAGAGAGAAGGGGCUGCUGAUGCUGUAACAGCCUUACCCUCUUCCCUCCCCAUCCAUCUCUCCGCCUCCUGCUAGAAUAGAUGGAUUAUUCACAGCGGAGAGAUCUGAUGACCUUUAUCCUCAACACUCCUCCCACUGCUCUCCCUCUCUCCCCCUCUGCUGUGGUCAUUGAAAUCAUCCCGGUAGCAAUGAUAGAGACACAGUCCUGACAGUGUGCCUGUAGGAAAUGGCUUGCAUGUGACUGUGUACUGUACAAUACUGCCAACUGAGUUCACUCAUUUCUGUGUGUGUGUGUGUGUGUGUGUGUGUGUGUAUGAACAGACUAACACAACGCAGUCAGGCUCUCACUGGUAUGCUGUAUUGAGUCCUAGAUUAGGGACUGUUGUGUAUGAUGAUUCUCUACAGCAAUGUAGAGGUUGAAGGACCACAGUAGGGGGGAUUGUGUCUGUGUAACCUGUCAGAGUUCAAAUUCUAUUUGUUCCUUGUGGUGCAAACCGCACACACACACACACACACACACACACACACACACACACACACACACACACACACACACACACACACACACACACACUUGCCUCUCCUGUGUUUAUUGGGUCUGUAUUCAGUGUGUCACUGGUCUGCUAUGUGUUGUCUUAAUGUCCCCCUGGGUGAUGAAGGGAUGGACCUGGCGUCUCACAGUAAGGCGACCUCCGAGGGGGCCGAGGGCAGACCAGCCCCUCCCAAUUCGCUGCCCCUGCAGGGUGCUCCAGGUGGCCCGUCCCAGAGGAAGAAGCUCUCCGCCCCAUGUAUCAGCCUCUCAUUGGACCAGAGCGAGGACGACGCCCUAGAGACGCCCGAAGACCUUGACAUUAACGUGGACGACCUGGACACGCCCGAUGACGCAGACUAUCUGGACUACACCGACAAUGAGCUGGACUGGGAGGAACCCCCAACAGGGGAGAAGGAGCCGUGCGAGCCGAUUCCCACAUGUAGCACGGAGGAAGAGCGUCAGGAUGGGAAGCUGUGUAGGGCAGUGGUCAUCGGAGAGCAGGAACACCGCAUCAACAUGAAGAUCAUUGAGCCCUACCAGAGAGUUAUCUCCCAUGGAGGGUACUAUGGAAAUGGAGUGAACGCCAUCAUAGUGUUUGCGGCAUGUUUCCUCCCUGACAGCGACAGUGAGGACUACCAUGAAAUCAUGGAGCAUCUCUUCCUGUAUGUGAUCAGCACGUUGGAGCUGAUGGUGGCGGAAGACUAUAUGAUCAUCUACUUGAACGGAGCCACGCCCCAUAGGAGGAUGCCUGGACUGGGCUGGCUCAAGAAGUGUUACCAGAUGAUUGACCGGAGGCUCAGGAAGAAUUUGAAAUCCUUCAUCAUCGUCCACCCGUCCUGGUUUAUUCGGACCAUACUAGCCCUCACUCGGCCCUUCAUCAGCACCAAGUUCAGCAAUAAGAUCAAGUAUGUGAACAGCCUGGCUGAGCUGCAGGAACUCAUCCCCAUGGAACACGUCCACAUCCCAGAGUGCAUCAUUAGUCUUGACGAGGAGCUGAAGGAAGCGGCGGUGAGCUCAACAGUGAGCAGUUUCCUCCAGGGACCCGAGCCGACGCCGGGGAGACCUGAGUGAAGCCGAUAAAACCAACGUGAACAACUCCUAGACAAAGUGGCAUUCAACAACGGUGGAAAUGAAUGCUCGUCUCGAAAUGGAAUGUCACGUUGUUUGAAAACUCAUGAUUGUCUUGUGUGCUGGAUGCAGUAAAAACAGAUGUACUGUAAGGUAUAUUCCUGUGUGUUUGUGCGGCGUGGAGUCGACUAUGAAGACUCACCUUAUUCCCUGUUAGCACUCAGACGUAGAUCCUAUGAAGACCACUGUAAAAUCCAUCUACAACACCUCUGACAGACCAGAGAUGAGCAUGUGGGGUUUCUUAUUGCUAGUCUUUGGGACCCACAGGUUGCACUGUUUUGUUUCUUCCCAGCACUAACGUACCUGGUAGCACACCAUGGUCUUGAUGAUGAGUUGAGUAAUCAGGUGUGUUAGUGCUGGGUUGGAACAAAAAUGUGCACUCAUGCAGGUUGCCCAGGACCAGCAUUAAUAAUCCCCACGAUGAGACUACUGGGAUACUUGACAGUAAAUCCACAUUACCAUGAUAGUUUGUGAAGGACAUAAAUAUGAUGUGGUAACUCACAGUGCAGUACACACAUCCAUUCAAAGUUUUAAUGUUGUACUUUGGUAAUAAUGCAUGAGAAGCGGUGAAGCACUAAUAUUGUCCAUCUUGGAUUAAGACAAGUCAUUAUGUCCUUGAGACAUCACAUCAACGACGGUACGUCAAAAUCAAUCUCACAUAUCUAUGACAUGCUAAAAUCCAGUCCCCUUAGGAAACAACCAAGUAACGCGUCUCAUCGAUCUUUUUUUACAUCUGAAAAUCAUUUGGAUCUUGAUGAGAGUGUUGGACAGAUAAACCCCUACAUGUUUUCACUUUGAAUCAAUCUGACGAACAGUGGAUGACAAGAGUAACCACGGAAAUAUAAUGAAUUAUAUUUGUGUGUAUCUAAGUGAAUGUGUGAAAACAAGCUAUCAUUACAUUGUGAGAGCAUGUCUUUUCAGAUGACUGGUCCUGUGAGAGUCGAGUGUGAUAUGUGUGUGUGUGUGUGUGUGUGUGUGUGUGUGCGUGUGUCCUGUCAGUGUGUUUCUGUCAGACAUCUUACAUGUUCACCAUCUAGGGCUCUUGUCUCUGCACCAAACAGGAUAUGACCUCAAGAGGAGGACAGAGAGAGAGAGAGAGAAGCGGGGGUCUCUGUGUAAAGCACAAUAUCGCGUACUGUGUGUGUCAGUGUGUGUGCGUGUUUCAAUGCAUGCUUCCUCAGAUGCUCGGUGGCUCUUUGACCCAGGGCUCUUCUACAUUGUGUGUAAAAUGUGUUAUAUGAUGGAACACUAUAUCAAUAAAUACAACUUUUA